Molecule: messenger RNA, 1113 nt
Organism: Vidua chalybeata
Lineage: Eukaryota; Metazoa; Chordata; Aves; Passeriformes; Viduidae
Product: nucleoporin NUP35-like
Exons: 7
Coding region: 16-894 (292 amino acids)
Biological process (GO): regulation of DNA-templated transcription; NLS-bearing protein import into nucleus; nuclear pore organization
Cellular component (GO): nuclear pore central transport channel; nuclear pore nuclear basket; nuclear membrane
Molecular function (GO): single-stranded DNA binding; phospholipid binding; structural constituent of nuclear pore
Source: RefSeq, a predicted model, not a curated record
UCAACAACAAUCAACAUGAGCGCACGGCAGAAUUUAUUAUUGAAGUUUCAAGAACAAGUAGCACCAAAGCAAAGUCACAGGUUUUGUCAUGCUCUUCUUUUGUUCCUUUGCAUUGCAGGAGGGUCUCCCCCACAACCAGUAGUCCCUUCGCAUAAGGAUAAAGGUGGUGCUCCACCAGUUAGAAGCAUAUAUGAUGAGUUGUCUAGUCCUGGGCUUGGAUCAACACCUCUGUCCUCAAGAAGAACAGCCAGCUUCACUUUAUCACAGAGCCCAUCAGUUGGAAUUUUGCCAUCAACUCCAGGAGCAGCUUCAAGCAAGUUCAGCCCUGCAAGUAUUGGGCAGCCUAAGAAGACCACUCUAUCUCCUGCUCAGCUAGAUCCUUUUUAUACUCAAGGUGAUUCCCUUACUUCAGAAGAUCAACUUGAUGACACUUGGGUAACUGUAUUUGGAUUUCCUCAAGCAUCAGCUUCCUAUAUUCUACUACAGUUUGCUCAGUAUGGAAACAUAUUAAAGCAUGUGAUGUCCAACACAGGAAACUGGAUGCACAUUCGAUAUCAGUCUAAGCUUCAAGCCCGGAAAGCCUUAAGCAAAGAUGGAAGAAUUUUUGGUGAAUCUAUCAUGAUUGGUGUCAAGCCUUGUAUAGAUAAAAGUGUGAUGGAAAACUUUGAAAGAAGCUCUACAUCCUCAAUGUCUUCGAUUUUCACUCCACCUACAAAACCUGCUGGCACACCAACACAACCUGCAAACAGUACUGCAAGGAUUUCUACCAUGAGACCUCUUGCAACAGCAUAUAAGGCUUCCACUAGUGACUAUCAGGUGGUUUCUGACAGACAAACUCCUAGGAAAGAUGAAAGUAUUGUAUCUAAAGCAAUGGAAUAUGUUUUUGGCUGGUAAUAUACAAGAGGAAGUAACACACUACGCUGGUCAGGGUUUGAACUACGCUACUGGCACCUGUAGUUAGUUGUAUAACUACUGGUGGCAGUAUUUUAUCUUACAUAGCACCUGUUAUGCCUUCAGUUUAUUCAGAAGACAUGUAGCUUGCACUUUAAAUGAUGGCAGUGUACACAUGGUUUUACAAACUGAGUAAGUGUAAAUAAAAGUGCUUUAUCCCUG